AUGCUUCUUGCACUUGCUGCUUGUCAUGGUUGGCAUCUUACACAAUUAGAUGUCAACAAUGCCUUUUUACAUGGCGAUUUGUUUGAGGAGGUCUACAUGCAACUCCCACCUGGUUAUUCUGGUAAGGGGGAGCUUCCUUCCAAUGCUGUUUGCAAGCUCAACAAGUCCUUAUAUGGUUUGAAGCAAGCUUCUAGGCAAUGGUUUGCCAAAUUUUCUUCUACUCUGACAUCUCUUGGUUUUGUUCAAUCUCAUGAUGACAAUUCCUUAUUUCUCCUUACUUCAAUUCUGGACAGUAAGUUUAAACUCAAGAACUUGGGUGCUCUCAAGUAUUUUCUUGGUUUGGAAAUUGCACGGUCGCCCAAAGGAAUUUCCCUCUGUCAGCGCAAAUAUACUCUCCAAAUCCUUGAGGAUACUGGUCUUCUUGGUUGUAAACCUCAUUCCUCACCAAUGGACGCUAAUCUCAAAUUAUCUUUACAUGAAGGUGACAUGCUUCCUGAUCCUACAAUUUAUAGAAGACUUAUUGGUCAGCUUCUCUACUUGACCGUUUCUCGCCCAGACAUCUAUUUUGUGGUUAAUCAUCUCAGUCAAUUCAUGUCCUCUCCAAGAGUUCCUCACUUCCAUGCUGCUCAACGUGUGUUAGCAUAUUUGAAGUCUACUGCUGGCCAAGGUCUAUUUUUCUCCUCUGCCUCUAAGCUGCAGUUACAUGCGUUUUGUGAUUCUGACUGGGCCUCUUGUCCUGAUAGUAGGAAGUCAGUGUUCGAUUUUUGUAUAUUUCUUGGUGAUUCCUUGAUCUCCUGGAAAUCCAAGAAACAACAAACGGUUUCUCGUUCUUCUGCUGAGGCGGAAUACCGUGCUAUGGCAGUGACCACUUGUGAGAUAUUGUGGUUAUUCUCCUUGCUUCGAGAUUUACAUGCUCCUCACAAUGGACCUGCUCACUUAUUCUGUGACAGUAAUGCAGCUCUCCAUAUUGCUGCUAACUCUGUUUUUCAUGAGCGUACCAAGCACAUUGACAUUGAUUGUCACUUGGUUCGUGAGAACAUCAUCAAAGGCACACUGCACACUUUUCAUAUUCCAUCCUCUAGACAACUUGCUGAUCUACUGACAAAAGCUUUUCAUCAUUCACAUUUUCAUGCUCUUCUCUCCAAGAUGGGAGUUCUCAACAUAUACUCUCCAUCUUGA
Gastrolobium bilobum is the source of this 1179-nucleotide messenger RNA. RefSeq lists its product as uncharacterized. Bases 1 to 1179 code for a protein of 392 amino acids. The record is from RefSeq and is a predicted model, not a curated record. Lineage: Eukaryota; Viridiplantae; Streptophyta; Magnoliopsida; Fabales; Fabaceae. The transcript has 2 exons.